AUAGCAGCCUUCAGCGGAGGCCAAAUAAUAGCCAGCAUUAGCUGUGGCCGAACUCGAGCGUGCGAGAAUUUGCUCGGAUCGAAGGAUAGGGCGAACUGGUUCUGAAAUUCGCCCGAAUUGAAUCCUGUCACACAGAGCGGCAUUCCCUCUCAUGCUCGAUGGCACUGCAGUGCGGCCGCUGGACGCAGAUCCUCGAAAGUAAUGCUGUACAGGCCGAACAUGGCAGAAGAUCCUGCAGAUUGCCUGUUCAAAUUGCCGCUGCUGCUCCGCGAGGAACGAUUCGUGCAAGUCGGGGUUUGACGCAAUCGCAGGAGGUCAAUUGCUCGCUCAAUUGCGUCUUCAAGACCGGCCUUUGGGGAAGAAAGCAUUUCGUCCAGGGACAUGUUAGGGCAAUUUCGGCCAGAGCACCUGGAGCAGGAGCGCGGGCUCUUUUCACUGGACUCGUGGAGGAGCUGGGCAAGGUCCAGGAGCUGAGGACAGUUGAGAAUGAUGGUGUGGAGAUGACGUUUGAAUGCAGUGUGGUCUUAGAGGGAACUAAGCUCGGUGACAGCAUUGCUGUGAAUGGGACCUGCUUGACUGUCAUUCGGCUCGAUGAGAACAGUUUCGCCGUUGGCUUGGCCCCUGAGACGCUGAGGAAGACUUCUCUCGGCGAAUUGGAAAUUGGCUCCUUUGUAAAUUUGGAGCGCUCCGUUUCUCCCAGCACUCGGAUGGGUGGUCACUUCGUUCAAGGUCAUGUGGACGGAACGGGCACCAUCGUCAGUUUUGAGCCAGAAGGCGAUUCCUUGUGGGUUAAGGUGAAGACCAGCCCUGAGAUUUUAAAAUACAUUGUACCUAAGGGUUACAUUGCUGUAGAUGGAACCAGCCUCACCGUUGUGGAUGUUCUUGACAACGAAGGCUGCUUCACGUUUAUGCUCAUUGCUUAUACCCAACAGAAGAUAGUGAUUCCUUUGAAGAAAGUAGGAAACAAGGUGAAUUUAGAAACAGACAUUAUGGGAAAAUACGUCGAUAGAUUUUUUCAGACUUACCGUGCGUCCGUAUUACAGGCUACUUGAUCAUCACAGCCUGUUGUAACUGUACCUGUUAUGUCUAAGUCACUAAAUCAUUCUUUUUCUGCCUCGUUAAUACAAGUUGCAGUUCCACCGC
Messenger RNA from Marchantia polymorpha subsp. ruderalis, 1143 nucleotides. The record is from the annotation of a GenBank genome assembly. NCBI's taxonomy places the organism in Eukaryota, Viridiplantae, Streptophyta, Marchantiopsida, Marchantiales, Marchantiaceae.